Messenger RNA from Saitoella complicata NRRL Y-17804, 933 nucleotides. RefSeq lists its product as uncharacterized. Lineage: Eukaryota; Fungi; Ascomycota; Saitoellomycetes; Saitoellales; Saitoellaceae. Gene Ontology annotation, molecular function: 1-alkyl-2-acetylglycerophosphocholine esterase activity. The coding region runs from base 1 to 933 and encodes 310 amino acids. The record is from RefSeq and is a predicted model, not a curated record. The transcript has a single exon.
AUGCUCUUCUCCCACGGCCUCGGUGGUUCGCGGGGAGCCUACGGAGCAUACUGUGCCGGACUGGCGAGUCACGGCGUCGUCGUCGCGGCCAUCGAGCAUAGGGAUGGAUCGGCUGCUGUGUCGUAUGUCUCUACAUCGGAUGGGAAGGGGGAAGAGGUGCCGUAUGUCAGGGUGUUUGACCAGAAGGUUAAGGAGAAGCAGGUGCAUGUGCGGACGUAUGAGUUUCGGGAGGCCUUGAGGGUGCUGAGAGCGUUGAACGCGGGGCAUCCAGUCGAGGUUGCAAACUCCCGCUGGCAUGCCAAGAACUUCAACUAUGAGAGUUGGAAGGGCGUGAUGAACGUCAAGAAGGGACAAAUCAUUGCCGCCGGACAUUCAUUCGGCGGCGCAACCGCCCUCUCCGCCUGCAAAGAUAUCGCCGAAUUUCACCUCUCUCCCGCUCCCAACUCCUCCACUCCCGACAACUACCCCUUCAGCGAGGAAUUCGCCGCAACGAUCCUCCUCGACCCCUGGAUGUCCCCAACAACUACAAACUCCCACAUCCCCCUCCCAACACCAACCCUCACUGUCCUCUCCGGCCAGUUCUACAAAUGGUCACAGAACCUCACCGCCGUCAAGGAAUUGCACAGAGGGAGGCAGGAAAGUAAGUGUUGGGUCGCCACUAGGUCAGCGCAUCUCUCACAAUCAGAUUUUGGUGCGUUAUUUCCGUGGGGAACCAAGAAAUUUGCUAAGGCAGAGGAAAACCCCGUGAAGGUGUUAGAGUGGAAUAUCGAGGCGACGAGGGCGUUCUUAAGGGACGUUGGGGUUGAUGGGAUAGGCGAGGGGAAGGAUGUAGAUGAGGCGAUUUGGAGGGGUGAGGAAGGGUGGGAGGGAGUUAGGUGUGAAGAGAGGGGGCGGGGACUACACGUUGAAGGGGACUUUGGGAGUGAGUUUUGA